GGAAAAUGUUGCUCAGCUUGGAUGUUUUCUGAUAAUACAGAAAACGUAAAGUAAGCUGAAAGUGCUCAGCUGACCGACAACCACGACGAACGGUUACGGACACGUCGUUAAAAUGAUUUUAUGGUGUUAUUCAGAGGAGAUUUUCCUGAAUAGGAGAUAAAUUGAACGAGAAAAUAAUCAAUUCAAAAAGUUUGCUUAAUGAAAGACUGUAAAUCAUAUUCAGUAGCACCACCACUGGCAGAUAUUGCAUUAAGGAACUUUUGGAAUUUGGAUAUGGCAUUAGACGUUAAUACUCGAAUUGAAACCAUCGAAUUGUUGAGUCGUGAAGCAGACUGCCUAAAACACAAACUUGAAGAAGAAAGAAAAAAACUUAAUGAUGUAACAUUGGCAAAUGUUGCAGAACGCUUGGAAGAAGUUACAUUCUUAAAUAUAAAACCUAGGAGAUUAUUAAAAGGAAAUCAAGCUAAAAUGUUAUGUUGCGAUUGGUCUCCAGAUAAACGACAUAUUGUUUCAUCUUCACAGGAUGGUAAAUUACUAAUUUGGGAUGCAUUUACAUCUGCAAAAGAACAAACUGUUACCAUGCCAACAACUUGGGUGAUGGCAUGUGCCUAUUCACCAUCAGGCAACUUGGUUGCAUGCGGUGGUUUGGAUAACAAGGUAACAGUAUUUAAUAUAUCAAAUCCAGAAGAAGAUCCAUCUGCCAAAAAGAAAACUGUUGGUACCCAUACAAAUUUUAUGUCUUGUUGCUUGUUUCCAAAUUCUGAUCAACAGAUAUUGACUGGUAGUGGAGAUGCUUCUGCUGCACUUUGGGAUGUUGAGACUGGUCAAAUGUUACAGUCUUUCCAUGGUCAUACUGGUGACAUAAUGUCCAUUGAUUUAUCACCAUCAGAAAUUGGCAAUACAUUUAUAUCAGGUAGUUGUGAUAAAAUGUUACUUCUAUGGGAUAUGAGAACUGGUCAAAGUGUCCAAUCAUUUGAAGGUCAUCGUUCUGAUAUAAACAGUGUCAAAUAUCAUCCUAGUGGAGAUGCUGUAGCAUCUGGUUCUGAUGAUUCUACAUGUCGUAUGUAUGACUUAAGAGCAGAUAAAGAAGUAGCUGUAUAUUCAAAAGAGAGUAUUUUGUUUGGCGUUAAUUCUAUUGACUUUUCUGUCAGUGGUAGAAUUUUAUUUGGAGGUUAUACAGAUUACACAAUUAAUGCUUGGGAUAGUUUAAAAUGUGAACGAGUCAGUUUGUUGUAUGGGCAUGAAAAUAGAGUUACAAGUAUAAAACUUUCACCUGAUGGAACAGCAUUAGCUUCUGCCAGUUGGGACGCCUCUUUACGUGUAUGGGCAUAAUUAAUGAAAAUUCAUAUUUUGACAGUAGAUAUC
Molecule: messenger RNA, 1365 nt
Organism: Sipha flava (yellow sugarcane aphid)
Lineage: Eukaryota; Metazoa; Arthropoda; Insecta; Hemiptera; Aphididae
Gene: Gbeta5
Product: guanine nucleotide-binding protein subunit beta-5a
Exons: 11
Coding region: 199-1332 (377 amino acids)
Biological process (GO): G protein-coupled receptor signaling pathway; G protein-coupled dopamine receptor signaling pathway
Cellular component (GO): cytoplasm; heterotrimeric G-protein complex
Molecular function (GO): protein binding; signaling receptor complex adaptor activity
Source: RefSeq, a predicted model, not a curated record